Molecule: messenger RNA, 1731 nt
Organism: Schistosoma rodhaini
Lineage: Eukaryota; Metazoa; Platyhelminthes; Trematoda; Strigeidida; Schistosomatidae
Source: the annotation of a GenBank genome assembly
AUGUGUCGUUGUGUAACAGAUCAGGUAAAAACAUUUAAUUUUGGAUGUUCUCAUGGACAACUCAAAGUCAGAAUGACCGAUCAGCGCAUUGUGAUUAAUGUUAGUGGUCUUCGCUUCGAAACUCAUACUGACACUCUAAAUCGUUUCCCAAAUACACUACUUGGAUGCCCUUUCCGAAGAAGCCGUUAUUAUGAUUCUCUUAGAAAUGAAUAUUUUUUUGACCGCAAUCGUCCAAGUUUUGACGCAAUACUCUAUUUUUAUCAGAGCGGUGGAAGACUUAGAAGACCUGUAAAUGUACCAAUAGAUGUUUUUACGGAGGAAAUAAAAUUCUAUGAUCUAGGGGAAGAAAUUUUCGAACGUUAUCGUGAAGACGAAGGAUUCACUAAAGAGGAUAUCCAUAUUCUACCUAAAAAUAAAUUCCAAAGGAAAGUUUGGUUACUUUUUGAAUACCCUGAGAGUUCAACUGCAGCAAGAUGUAUAGCUAUUGUUUCCUUACUGGUCAUUCUCAUAUCAAUUAUUAUAUUUUGUGUUGAGACGCUACCACAUUUUAGACACUAUGAACUUCAAUUUAUCGAAGAUUCUAAUGAACUACCAAUAAUUUCUGCCGUUGAUACUCCUCAAGUUACUGGAACACUAUUUAUUUUAGAAUCUAUAUGUGUUGUGUGGUAUACCUUUGAAUUAUUAAUACGUUUUGCAGCUUGUCCACAAAAGUUAGCAUUUUUUAGACAAGUAAUGAAUCUUAUCGAUGUGGUAUCAAUUAUUCCUUAUGCUAUUUCAAUAGGGGCACUUUUAGCUGAAGCUAACAAAGGCCAGAAUCAAGCUAUGUCAUUGGCAAUUUUAAGAGUGAUCAGGCUUGUCAGAGUUUUUCGCAUAUUUAAAUUAUCACGUCAUUCUAAAGGACUACAAGUUCUUGGGAGGACACUCAAAGCAAGUUUUCGAGAAUUAUGUUUACUUUGUUUCUUUUUAUUUGUUUGUGUGGUCCUUUUUUCUGCUGCAGUUUAUUUUGCUGAAGUCGAUGCUAGUGAAGAACAAUUUCCAAGUAUUAUUGAUGCAUUUUGGUGGGCAGUAGUGACAAUGACUACAGUAGGAUAUGGAGAUAUGAGACCUGUAACAAUGUGGGGAAAGAUUGUAGGUUCAAUGUGUGCAAUUGCUGGUGUUCUAACUAUAGCACUUCCUGUACCUGUUAUCGUGUCAAACUUUAAUUAUUUUUAUCAUAGAGAGUCAGAAAGUGAAGAACUAACUACUUAUGUUCAUGUCUCAGAUGAUCAAAAAGGUUUCAAUUAUCCCGAUAAUAAAGCUUUAGGUAAUUUGGACGAUGAAACACUUGAUGAUAGAAAUGAAGAAAAAUACAAAGGAAAGAAGGCAGCAGUAAUUUUACGACAAUCUUUUUCACAGCCAUCUGAUCGUGAAAGAAUCACUUCUGUAUUAAGCAGUGAUUUAAAAAAUCUUGAAGUAGAACAUGAAGAAGAAUCCAGUUGUAUAGAUUCAUUAGGUGAAUUAGGCAAUCUAUGCAUGGAAGCAAGAAAUUCUCAGGUGAAUACAAAUCAAGCCUCUAUAUCAUACAGACACCAUCAUCAAGCUUUUCAAGAGGUUAUGCAAAAACAUGACAUGCAAACACAACGAUUCAAAGAUCUUUAUCCUCAACAAUCGAUAGCAUCUAAUAAUAAGCGAAUUUCACUUCUAACUCAUUCAACAGUUUCUCCAGAAGAAUCUUGUUUGAACAAAACCUGA